This is a messenger RNA of Trypanosoma rangeli, 669 nucleotides long. RefSeq lists its product as uncharacterized. The transcript has a single exon. The coding region runs from base 1 to 669 and encodes 222 amino acids. Lineage: Eukaryota; Euglenozoa; Kinetoplastea; Trypanosomatida; Trypanosomatidae. The record is from RefSeq and is a predicted model, not a curated record.
AUGUCUGCCACAUCAUUACUCACCGGACGUUGCUUUUGGGGCCGGCGGACGACACCAACUGGCCCAUUUGUAUACACUGCUUUUCGACCCCGCAAGGAGGGCAAUCACAGCCAGAGGAUACCAAUAAGUUUUCUCGGAAACACGUAUUAUGAGCGUCGCUUUGGGAGGUUACCAUCCUCACAUGAUACAUCACCCGGUACUUCGUUCUCACUGCCGUCGCUCAGCGCCGGAGACGUUCUUGUGAAGAUGGGGUCUGCCACGCCGGCGGCGUUGCGUGGUCGCCGCAUUGUUGAUGUGACAGGCAUACAGACGAGUUUCUUGGACGCCUCGGAGCGAGACGCCAGUGCCCGUUUUCGCAUAGACGAUGUUGUACAUUCGAUGCACAUGCACGACGGUCACGAAGUGCCGGAGUUGAACCGUGGCAUUGUUGACAUUGGCAAGCUUGCGGUGCUGUGCGCAUUCCCGAUUGCUGGAGCAACUUCGCUGCUUCCGCUUGAAAACGUCUCGGGGACGUUGUUGAAACGACGUUCCUUGGGCUACCGCAGCGAGGAGGAGGGUACACAGCUGGUGCGCGUAAUCGCGGAGGGCUGCCAAGCUGGUGCGUUGCGUGGACUUUGCCUCCGUCCCGUCAUGCGCAAUGAUUGCAUUGCAGGCGUCCGUCUUGAGUGA